AGAAAUGUUUACUGGGCCGACUAAUACCCCGGUAUUGGGCCAUAAAACGCCCGUCCAAGCAGUGCCAGGGGUUGGGCCGCUGAAGCUGAGAUAAACUCGAGUUCUUAUCAGCUUCUAACACUGUCCUGAAUAUAAGUAUCCCAGCCCGGCGUUUCGUUGAAACCGUAAGUGCUAGGACCAGGCGGCGGCGGCGGGUGUACCAGACGGCAGGCUAGCUAUCUCAACCCAACAAAACCUAGAUCGACGGCGUCUGGCGGCGGGGGAAGACUAGGUGAGUACGCCCUGUUAGAUGGAGGUGGUCGGGCAAUCCGUGCAGGAGAUGGAUAGGGAACAAAUGGAGGUGGUCGGGCAAUCCGCGCAGGAGAUGGAUGGGGAACCGAUGAAGUUCAUGGUGCAGUAUUCUGGGUUGCAGAUUAUGAGGGAGAUCAUCUCCCUAUGGAGAGAGCGCAUGGUGUUGGUUCGCGCUCUUUCUCGCUCUCGCUGGAGCGCUCGCGGUAGGUCUUCUCGUGGGAGGUUUGUUUGGAGGCCCAAAAAGCAGCACCUGGCCAAUCAGGAUACGCGGAGGAUGAACUCGCAAGUCAGUUCCAUCUCCGAGCAGACAGUGUCCGUCCAGAAGGGAAUCGAUUCGAGCAAGAUCAAACCAGCCUUCAUAGUCGAAUCCAUCCCGGAGCAGGUAUAUUUGCCCUACGGUGCUAGGGACCAUGAGGAGGCCUUUGAUUUCAUCCUACACGAGGCUCAGGUGUUGUGCUACCAGAUGCAAUCUGUGGCAUUGAUGCUGAGGGAAAACAGUAUUCCCAUCUCCUUGAAGAAGAUCAACAGUGUGGCGUCCAGAUUAAUGGAGCUCUCCGUUCAUAUAAGCUUGACUCAAUCCAGUAAAUCAGGCGGAAAGACCUGGUCGGAGAUGGUGGGUGAGGAGAGGAUUUCUUUCGCUGACUACCGGAUCUGCUGGGAAUCUACAUGGGGCAGCAACACUGAACUGUGCGGUGGCUUCGAAGAUACAACCACAUUCAGCCCGAUGCACUUUACACAGUGCACACCUGGAAUACCCCAAUUAGCUUCUGUCACCGGGAGCACCUUGCAGAUAUAUACCAUCAAAAUUGCUGAACCAAAUGGCAAGUUAGACUGGCCACUCUAUGUGUACGGUGUGGUUGCUGCCAGAGAUACUGUGGACAACAACCGCAACCUUUUAUUCUGUCGAUCAAGGGCUAACUGCCAAAUGCUCACUGAAGAAGAUUCUUUUUUGCGCUUGACUGGCCCGUCUCGUGCAAUUUUGGCUGUGGACCCUGUUAUCUUUGAAGUUGAACUAAGAAUAAAAGAUGGAGCAGGUGAUAGAGCAUUGAUCACUGAGCACUACCGUUAGUAUGGCCGUCGUCAUACAGUUCACAUUGGCCGCCGCUCUUGUACAGCAGAGUUAAGCCUUGAGCUACUUGAUAAUUCGGUCCAAGCCACUAUCUUGGGUGUUCGUGUUGUUGAUGUAGCGUCGUGGCCUUUUGAACAUGGAGGCCGAGUUGCUUGCUAUUCACGAUCUGCAGAAGUUAUGGCCAUUGAUAGUCAGGGAAUUGCAAAGGUUACUGAUCCGCGAUCUAGGCAAGUUAUAUUGCUUGAUUAUAAGGGUAAAGAAAUUCCUGUAGGAUCAAAUGGUUACCUUCAUCUGUCGAGGCAUGUUGUUUCAGUCAAUAUACUAGACACUCUGAAAGUUACUGUACAAGCUUACUCACCAUCUGGUUGUAUUGCUGCCCAUGUCUACUUCACUCCCAAACGAUGCAACAUAAGCCAGGAUCUUUGUGUCCUUGGUGAUUCUAAGGUGGAGGUUACUGUUGCUUGGUCCCGCCUUGUCCAGAACAAGAUGGAUGUCUCCACUGAGGCAAUUAUUGCCCAGACAUAGAAGGAUGGCACAUAUUGCCCAUGCAUGAAUGUUAUAGACUGGCUUUUUGUUAGAAUGCUAUUUAUAUUGAGCAGCUAUGUCAGAUGUCAAACUGUUUGUGUGUCUGCUCUAGCUUAUGUUGACUGUUUGUGUAUCAGCUCUAGCUUAUGUUGACUGUUUGUGUAUCAGCUCAAGUUUAAAUUAUUCGUGCAGUGACCAACUUAUAUGUUAUGUUGUGUGAAGGAUUCUGUUUUAAUUAGUGAGUGGUUCUGUUA
Brachypodium distachyon (stiff brome) is the source of this 2139-nucleotide messenger RNA. RefSeq lists its product as uncharacterized. Lineage: Eukaryota; Viridiplantae; Streptophyta; Magnoliopsida; Poales; Poaceae. The record is from RefSeq and is a predicted model, not a curated record. The coding region runs from base 290 to 1360 and encodes 356 amino acids. The transcript is spliced from 3 exons.